AUAAGGGUUCAAUCAUUAUUUGUCUUCUGCUGCAACAGCUCAAAUUUCUGUGAGCUGGAAUGAACUGAAACCAUGAAACUUGGCCCAAUAGCUGGAAAUGAUGUGUACGUGUUUCACAAGAAAUGUGAGUCAAGUCGGCCAGAUGAUGGCGCUGUAAUUAAGGCCCAAAAGUUACAUUUCGAAAGGCCACGCCUCUCACACCGCAAGUCCAGUUGACUUGAAAUUUAACACAUAAGUCCAGCUCAAUGUGCUCUACAGAAAAGCCUCUUGGACCAUAUAAGUCCGCCAUGAUGGAUUUUUUGCUAAUCUGCAUAAUGUGAAAAACGAUAGACUCUGAUGAUGUCAUCACACGAGAUGAGCAGAUCUACGUUCUGAUUGGUGCUCAUGCCAGGUGUGAAAGGAACAUCCAGGCACAAAUGGCCCUCGUUAAAGAUGGUGAUUGUAUCCCAGAGUGGGACGGGAUCAUCUGCUGGCCACGGAGCAGGCCGGGUCAACUGGUCCCAGUUCUGUGUCCCGAAUACAUCUAUGACUUCAACCAUAGAGGUCGAGCCUACCGCCAAUGUGAUGCGUCAGGAAACUGGGAGCAGGUUCCCAUUAUCAACCGCACCUGGGCUAACUAUACUGAGUGCACCACCUACUUGACCUCCAACCACAGGAGCCAAGAGGAGAAGGUGUUUGAGAGACUCCAUCUCAUGUACACGGUUGGCUACUCCAUUUCUCUGGCAUCACUGCUGGUUGCAGUCUCCAUCCUCUGCUAUUUCAAGCGUCUCCACUGCACACGCAAUUACAUCCACAUUCACCUCUUCACCUCCUUCAUCUGUCGGGCAGUCAGCAUUUUUGUGAAGGACGCUGUGCUCUACUCCAUUUCUGGUGACAGUAAGGCUGAACCUGAGCUCCCUGGACCAAGGCAGCAUAUGGCUGGCUGUAAAGUUGCUGUCACACUCUUCCUGUACUUCCUGGCGACCAAUCAUUACUGGAUCCUGGUGGAAGGGUUGUACCUGCACAGCCUCAUCUUCAUGGCCUUCCUCUCUGACAAGAACUACCUAUGGGCCCUCACCAUCAUCGGGUGGGGCGUUCCAGCUGUGUUUGUGUCCAUCUGGGUCAGUGCACGAGCAUCGCUGGCGGACACACAAUGUUGGGACAUCAGUGCAGGAAACUUGAAAUGGAUCUAUCAAGUUCCCAUCCUGGCAGCCAUUGUUGUGAAUUUCCUCCUCUUUGUCAAUAUAAUACGAGUACUGGCCUCCAAACUGUGGGAAACAAACACUGGUAAACUGGACCCUCGGCAACAGUACCGGAAGCUUCUCAAGUCCACGUUAGUCCUCAUGCCCUUGUUUGGAGUUCACUACAUGGUGUUCAUGGCUCUUCCUUACACUGAGGUUACUGGGCUGUUGUGGCAGGUGCAGAUGCAUUAUGAGAUGUUCUUCAACUCAUCCCAGGGCUUUUUUGUGGCAUUUAUCUACUGCUUCUACAAUGGAGAGGUGCAGGCGGAGGUAAAGAAGGCGUGGUUAAGACGGAGCCUAGCGCUGGACCUCAAACAGAAAGCCAGGAUGACCAGCAGUGGCGGUGGAGGCAGCUGUUACUACGGUGGCAUGAUGUCACACACCACCACCCACAGUGUCAGCUUGUCAGCUUCCAAUCCCCGGGCUCUUUCCCUCGCUGGAGGAGUAGUGGGCUCAGGUGGUGCUGCUGGUGGAGGGUCAGGUGUCAGGCCACCACGCCACACCUCCCUCCACCCACAAAGCAGUCUGCCUGGAUACGUGCCUAGUAAUACUGAGACCUCCGGCCCCCAGCAGGAGCUGACAGUUCGGAGGCCAGGGGGGACAGAGUCUGGAGUUUUUGCCAGGCAUGCCAGAGCCAGCAAAGGAAGUCAUGACUCUAAAAGUCGUGGAUCUCCAACCCAAAUCCAAAGAACAGAAGAUCCAGACAGUUCUUUGUCACUGAAAGAGCUGGAGACCAUCUUGUGAAUAUUUUUGAUAAAAACUGGACUCAUGCAGACCAAGACAGAGGACAGGGAUGAAUUAUUCUGUCUUCAGCUGACUGGAGUGGUCUAAGAGUGUAAAAACCUCAAUGUUGAUUUGCUUUUGCAAAUACAGACAUGACAAUGUACUAAAGAAGACAUUUCAAGGAUUUACUUGUGUUGAAACUGUCUUGUCAACUUGUCAGGAAUGAACUUUCAAUCUCAAUUUUUAAGCCAACGUAGAGGAGAGGUUCUUUCAGUGCUCAGAAAAAUGGAAAUCUGAUUUCAGUGGAUGUGAUCAAAUUUCAGCUUCAUAAACUAUGAGGGAAUACAAACACAAAAAAUAACAGAGAAGACCUUUAUUCAUUAUAAUAUACCAAACUAGGAAUGUAUGCUUUGUCCUGCAUAACACAAGGACUAUAAUGGUUUUAUGUUGUACAAUACAUUCUCAAAUCUCUCAAGUUAUAGAGACAAUUUUCUGAUGGAUUUCUUGUGGAUUUGUUACACUUCUGCUCUAUUUAAUAUAUCAGUAUAUAAACUGUGCAUAUUUUCAAACAAUGUGAAAGAAAUGUGAACAAAUAAAUUAAGCUAAAUAAUCUGUGAAGACACGAUGCUGCAGAGAAUUAAGAAAAGACAGUCCUGGAUGUUAAAACUGUGAGUUUUUUUUUUAAAAAAAUUUUAUUUCACAUCUUUCCUGUGUUGGAUUUUCCAGUCCUCUGACCCAGACCUACUCCAGUGACCAAGCUAACUUUCAAAAUGUUAUUAUUUUUAACUGUCAGACAGUCAGACAGCAUGUCUAGACAGGCAGGGUCUCCCUCUACACCUUUGUUGUUGUCCAUUGUUGUCUUCUCAGCCCUAUUUAUCAGUUAGACAGGAACCUGAGGGCUGAUUCACCAACGUUUUUCCCCCGGCAGGUCAAACCCUGACUCCUUUCUCUGUGCAACCUCUGCCCUAAAUGCCCUCACAACACUGUCCAGAAUUUCACACACUCCCCUCAGGCUUCAGCCCAGAGCAAGAGGCACCUGAGCUGUUUGCAGACCUCAAGCAUGAGUGGCAAACCUGCAGCACAAACCACCAGUAUUCACAAGAUAAACAGAAAGUGAAUUGUAGCUGUAAAUAUUUUAGGACUAUUUAAGUGUCCAGAAAUAGAAACUAUUCUUCUGUGUUUACGCAUGUAUAUGUACAGUGUAAGAUUACUCUGAUAAUUUAAUAAAUGUUUUGGGAAUAUGCAUUGAGAGUUUGAAUAAAGUGAGUUAAAUGGAACCUAGCCUUUUAAAGGAUUGGCUCACAAUAUGUCAAGUCUGUCUUCAAACAACAGUCUGAUAUCCAUAUGAACAUUAAAACAUGUUUUGCUCAUGUACUUAUUCCUCCUGUUCACACUAACCAUUUGAAGAUCUCU
Molecule: messenger RNA, 3356 nt
Organism: Thunnus maccoyii (southern bluefin tuna)
Lineage: Eukaryota; Metazoa; Chordata; Actinopteri; Scombriformes; Scombridae
Gene: pth3r
Product: parathyroid hormone 3 receptor
Exons: 13
Coding region: 417-1964 (515 amino acids)
Biological process (GO): cell surface receptor signaling pathway; adenylate cyclase-modulating G protein-coupled receptor signaling pathway
Cellular component (GO): plasma membrane
Molecular function (GO): G protein-coupled peptide receptor activity; peptide hormone binding; parathyroid hormone receptor activity
Source: RefSeq, a predicted model, not a curated record